This is a messenger RNA of Colletes gigas, 1130 nucleotides long. RefSeq lists its product as uncharacterized. The transcript has 2 exons. The record is from RefSeq and is a predicted model, not a curated record. Bases 71 to 1024 code for a protein of 317 amino acids. Lineage: Eukaryota; Metazoa; Arthropoda; Insecta; Hymenoptera; Colletidae.
UUAGUAGUUUAUUAUCAAUUAGAAAGGGACCAAUGUUUAUCACAAUUUUUGUUUAUACCAUAACGCAAAUAUGUCGGAGUUAGAUUUUCUCGAGAUACUAAAAAUGUUUGAUAUAUUUCUUGCGCUGUUAGAGAAUUCCAGUCUCAGCGAAGACACGAACACUGAAAAUGUUGUCAAAGCCUUUAAAUGUGCUCAAUUCAUUGAAUCUGCGAUUGCUAAAGCUUACGAAAUUGGCAAGGAAAAUGUUCUCGAGAAUCAUCUACAUAAUCGUUGGUUAGACGAGAAUAGAACGAAGUUAUAUACAUGCUCUGAAUUGAAAAAAGCUUGCGACAAACUGUUAGAAGUCUAUUUGAAAGACGCUGCUAUUUCGACCGACGUCGUGGACGAGUUUUUGAAAUUGUACGUCCAAUAUUGCGGCAGCGACAGGCUAAACGAUUUUCUUAGACGCGUGGUAAUUAACGGAGUGUGUGCAAAUGUCGUCGUAGAAUCGUUAGAGAAUUUAGGCGUAUCCGAUUCCGAUAUACAGGACGAGGCAUUGAUCGUGUCUUGGGAAAUGUUAAUCGGUAACGGUAAUCAGUACGAGGUUUCGGAAUGCAUUCGCGAAAUGUAUAACGAUGGUUUGCAUUCGAAGCUCGUACAAUUUGCUGUUAGCUUGGACGAUAAAAGUAAAAUUAAGCAAUUAAUCGUUCGACUGCUAUCGAACAAACUCGUUGAGAACGAUCCAAACGUUUGUUUAACGCUCGUGAACGUAGAAAAGAAGUUGCUUUGUAAAUUAAUGCAAAGCGAUUCGGAGCUUUAUGCGAACUUCCUUGACGCUGUGUUCUAUUUUGCGCGUCACAUGAAACAAGUUGAAAAUCGUUGGACGUCGAACUGCGUAUUCGAGUAUGAUCACCUUCUCAGAGUAGUACGGAUAUUAGUAAAUGGUCCUGCAGGAAUUUCGGAAAUCAUAUACAGCAGAGUGAAUUUAGUUAAAAUGCAUCCCAAUGGUACGAUAUGGCAUAACAUUGAAAAAGAUAUCGGAUGAAUAGUUAUAGACACGGUGUACUUGUGAUCGUAGACUUAGCGUGCCAGAUAAUACGCCUUUUACCGCUGUAUUGAAAUAUGCUGCAGAAGAAUUUAAAGUGUCGCCA